Molecule: messenger RNA, 4168 nt
Organism: Rhea pennata
Lineage: Eukaryota; Metazoa; Chordata; Aves; Rheiformes; Rheidae
Gene: SLC26A5
Product: solute carrier family 26 member 5
Exons: 19
Coding region: 184-2394 (736 amino acids)
Biological process (GO): transmembrane transport
Cellular component (GO): plasma membrane
Molecular function (GO): secondary active sulfate transmembrane transporter activity; bicarbonate transmembrane transporter activity; oxalate transmembrane transporter activity
Source: RefSeq, a predicted model, not a curated record
GCCGCCCGCGCCCCUGGCGCUCACCUUGGGCGCGGAGGGGAGGCUGGUGCGCGGCCAGGCGGGCGGUGGAAGGAGGCGGCGGGCGGACGGGAGCGCAGCGCGGAGCGCGGCCGGGCUGGCGGAGGUUUUUCAAAGGAGAUCAUAGAACUUUUCCUUCUUUGUUCCUGCUCACUGAGAUCAACUAUGGAACAUGCUCAAGAGCAUGAAGCAUGUCUUGAGCAAAUCCAGAAGUAUCAUGUGGAGAGACCAAUAUAUAACCAAGAGCUUCUGCAAGGACAGCUGCACAGACGGGAAAGAACACCUCAGACUUUUAGAGAGAGGAUUGCACGUUCUUGUCGUUGUUCUUCUAAGAAAGCCAAGUCUCAUCUUUACAGUUUCUUACCAAUUUUAAAAUGGCUUCCCCGCUACCCCCUGAAGGAGUAUUUGUUAGGAGAUAUUAUCUCAGGUAUAAGCACUGGGGUUAUGCAGCUUCCUCAAGGCUUAGCCUAUGCUUUGUUGGCAGCUGUUCCUCCAGUAUUUGGCCUAUAUUCUUCGUUUUAUCCUGUCUUUCUCUAUACUUUUUUUGGGACGUCCAGGCACAUAUCAAUAGGCACCUUUGCUGUGAUUAGUAUGAUGGUCGGUGGAGUUGCUGUGAGAGUAGUGCCUGAUGAAGUGGUUUCUGUGGGUUAUAAUUCUACUAAUGUUACAGAUUUGCUUGCUUCUAGAGAUGCCAAGAGGGUACAGGUAGCUGUGACUCUCGCCCUUCUUUCAGGAAUUAUCCAGUUGUGUUUAGGUCUUCUUCGGUUUGGAUUUGUAGCAAUAUAUCUAACAGAGCCUCUGGUACGAGGAUUUACUACUGCUGCAGCAGUUCAUGUCUUUACUUCUCAGUUAAAGUAUCUACUUGGAGUGAAGACUAAACGAUACAGUGGACCCCUCUCAGUUGUAUAUAGCAUAGCUGCUCUGCUUUCAGAAAUCACGACAACCAAUAUUGCUUCACUGAUUGUUGGAUUUACAUGCAUUGUUAUGUUGCUGAUUGGCAAGGAAAUCAAUCUCCGGUUUAAGAAGAAGCUCCCAGUUCCUAUUCCUAUGGAGAUCAUUGUGGUAAUUAUUGGCACAGCAGUUUCAGCUGGAAUGAAUCUGACUGACUCAUAUGGAGUGGAUGUUGUUGGGGAUAUUCCUCAAGGGUUACGUGCACCCAAAGUUCCUGAGAUUCAGCUCAUUCCAACAAUAUUUGUGGAUGCAGUAGCAAUAGCAAUAGUUGGAUUUUCAAUGGCUGUGUCAAUGGCCAAGAUCUUUGCACUUAAACAUGGUUACACCAUUGACGGGAAUCAGGAACUUAUUGCCUUGGGAAUAUGCAACUCUGUGGGAUCUUUCUUCCAAAGCUUUUCAGUCACUUGCUCAAUGUCUCGGAGUCUUGUUCAGGAAAGCACUGGUGGGAAAACUCAGAUUGCAGGUGCACUCUCUUCAAUCAUGGUUCUGUUGGUAAUUGUGGCUAUUGGCUACCUCUUCGAACCACUUCCACAGACUGUGCUAGCUGCAAUUGUCAUGGUGAACCUGAAAGGAAUGUUUAAACAGUUUGGAGAUGUCGCACACUUCUGGAGAAUCAGUAAGAUUGAACUGGCCAUCUGGGUGGUAGCUUUUGUGGCUUCUCUUUUCCUGGGACUAGACUAUGGUUUACUUACUGCAGUAACGUUUGCAAUGAUAACCAUUAUUUACAGAACCCAAAGCCCUCAGUACAGAAUCCUUGGUCAGCUUCCUGACACUGACAUUUACUGUGAUGUGGAAGAGUACGAAGAGAUUAAAGAACAUCCCGGAAUAAAAAUAUUUCAAGCUAAUACAUCUCUUUAUUUUGCCAAUAGUGAGUCAUAUGCGAGUGCACUGAAGAAAAAAACUGGAGUGGACCCUUGCGUUAUAUUAGCAGCAAGGAAAAAAGCCCAGAAAAGGCAUGCCAGGGCAAUGAAGAAGGCAAACGAAUCCAAGAAGAAAGCUGUCUUGAAGCUAACUAAUGAUAUGGAAGCGGGUGUAAAACAUGAGAUAGCAAAUGAUGAUGAGUUACCUGUAAAUGGAAAAUUCACAUCUGUAGAUGAUAGUGUAGAAGACAGGUCUCCUGAUGAACUGGAAUACUUCGUGGAGCCAAAAACAAAUGUCCACUCUUUAAUUCUGGAUUUUACUCCAGUGAACUUCCUGGAUUCAGUUGGAGCAAAAACAUUAAAAUCAAUUAUAAAAGAAUACAAAGAAGUUGGUGUAUGUGUCUACAUUGCUGGCUGUAAUGGCCCUGUUAUGAAUGAGCUGACAAGACUGAAUUUUUUUGAGAACAGUGCAACAAGAGAUUUAUUUUUCCACAGCAUUCAUGAUGCUGUCCUUGCUUGUCAUGUGAAAGACACAUCUGCUUCACAGACUGCCGGAGACCUCUGAAGAGUGGCAUCUGGCAGAAUGGAAGUCAUAAUUUAUGCUGAUAGAGACUCUUUCAAUAUUUAAUUUUGCACAGUUUAAGGAGAGCCUAAGGCUAUUUGCAUCUGUGGGUUAAGGCUGGGGGCUUAUUUACAGUAGGAAUAGUGGACAAGGAGUUGGAAGCCUUUAUGCUCUUCAGUUUUUUUCCUUGCUGAAUCAGGGUAUAGCCUUGCAACAUAACAAGCAUAAAAUUAUGUGAGACUGAAGAUGAUGUGGUAUGUUCUGCUACAGUCCAAAUCAGUCUGUGGCAGAGGGAAUAACUGCAUUGAGCUGAUUGCACUUAACUAGCUGCAGGUAAAAUAGUGAAACACAAAGUAGAGAAUAGACAAGGUGACAUUCCUAUUCCUGUUGAGAAAAUGGGCACUUUAACUCACUACAAAGUGGGAUCUUGCAGGAAAUAACUGUUCUGCAAUUGCAAUGCACUGUACCAGUGUCUUGAAAGAAUUUUCUUAAAUCAUAUUGAAAGCCUGAUGUCAACAUUUGCAUACAACAGAUUUAUAUAAAGGUUAGAAUAAUAUAUCAGCUGAAUUAAUGAAUUCAAACUGGUGGCAUUAGCUGCUAUUGUUUUUAAUCCUGAAUGGUACACUUUUUUUUUUUUUUUUUGAAGUUUCUAACGUUUUUCAAAAUACUAAUCUACUCGUUACCUGAAAAUUUGCAUUCCAAGUGAAUUUCAAAUUAGGAUCCAGUAGUUUGUUAUAGUUAUUACAUUAUCAACAUUGUACUUUCACUGCCAAAAUCUACUUAUACUUUCUAGAAAAUAAUAUAAUUGAUUUGAAGCUAGAAUUAAUUUGACUUCAAGGUUUAAACUGGUUUAAGGCAGGAAUCGGGUCUAAUAAAUUAAGAAAUGAUGCCCUAUAUGCAGUUUUUUAAGUUGGAAUAAGCAGGUAGGCAAAGUCUGAAGUCUCAAUAGGCCAAAAAUAUUUUUAAAUAGUAUUUUUCCAUUGCCUGAGCUGUCUUCCUACCACUACUGUUCCGGCCUCAGCUUUCAAGUGCUUUGUGAAAUAGAUUUCAGUAGAACUCAAAAAUGUAAAGUGCCUUUUUUUUUUUUUUUUUAAUGAAACCUUAGUUUGUUUUUGUCUUUACAAGCAGCUGCUAUGGUACUGCUUGACUUCCAGUGUGAGAACCGAAACAGAAGAGUAAUUCAAACAGGAAAUAAAUCUGCAACUGCUGUCUUUGCCUAGCAAGUCAUUAGGAAACUGAGCAGGUAGGAACAUGAAAGUGUUUCUGUGUGGUUAUUUCAACAGCACAGGGGAAGUGGUGUGUCAGUGACAUGUCACUCUGUGCUCUCAAAUCAAAGGGCCUGUGCACAAGGGAAUUCAAACGACUUCCUCUUCUCUGAAUGCAAACUUAAUACUUGGGUUUUGCUUCCGAUUCUGUUGCAGUCAGGGCUUGCUUCAGGCACACAAUGUUUCCCAAAACCUGGGGGCAGUAGGAGAAGAAGUUUUCUUUCCUCAGUCUCCCCUGCCAGUAGGGAUAGGAAGCAUUCUGCAUCAGAAGUUACCACUUAGCUGGAGUUCAAAGGAUGGAUUGAAUGCAGUUACAUUAUAUGAAUACAUUGUCUGUGUUUAUUUAAGCAACUUUUGGUACAUUUUAUAAUGUUAACUAGUUUAACAAGCCUUUGUAUCUACAUACAGUAUAUUUUUCUACUUUCAGCUUGUUGCAGCUUGUUUUUAACUAUAUAGUCUCUUCAGUUCACAUCAAAACUGUGUCAACUUCUAAAAUAAAGUGUUUAUCAGGA